Molecule: messenger RNA, 1026 nt
Organism: Monopterus albus (swamp eel)
Lineage: Eukaryota; Metazoa; Chordata; Actinopteri; Synbranchiformes; Synbranchidae
Gene: abhd2b
Product: abhydrolase domain containing 2, acylglycerol lipase b
Exons: 8
Coding region: 1-1026 (341 amino acids)
Biological process (GO): medium-chain fatty acid catabolic process; acylglycerol catabolic process; steroid hormone receptor signaling pathway
Cellular component (GO): sperm plasma membrane; sperm flagellum
Molecular function (GO): monoacylglycerol lipase activity; acetylesterase activity
Source: RefSeq, a predicted model, not a curated record
AUGAAAAUGUUUCUCUGCCACCUGCUAUGGUUGGAGUGCGGUCAUCUUCAGACAGUCCUGUACGGCAAGUUGGGACGCGUCAACACCCCAAUACCCUGCGGGGUCCGCAAGUUUCUCCCAAUGCAGGAUGGAGCCACAGCGACCUUUGACCUCUUUGAACCAUUGGGAGACCACAGCACAGGAGAUGACAUUACCAUGGUAAUCUGCCCUGGGAUUGGUAACCAUAGCGAGAAGAGCUACAUUCGGACCUUUGUGGAUCACUCCCAGCGGCAGGGCUACCGCUGUGCUGUCCUCAACCAUCUCGGAGCCCUGCCCAACGUGGAGCUCACCUCACCACGCAUGUUCACCUACGGUUGUACCUGGGAGUUUGCAGCCAUGGUGAACUACAUCAAACAAGCUUGUCCCCAGACUCUGCUGGUGGUUGUGGGCUUCAGUCUGGGGGGGAACAUCGUCUGCAAGUACCUGGGUGAGAACUGUCAAAACCAGGACCGAGUGCUGUGCUGCAUCAGUGUCUGUCAGGGCUACAGCGCACUCAGUGCCCAGGAAACAUUCCUUCAGUGGGACCAGUGCCGGAGGGUCUACAACUUUUUGUUGGCAGACAAAAUGAAGCAGCUCAUCCUGUCACACAGGAGCAGUUUGUUGGGCAUGAACUCCAGUAACAUUGGUGAUGCAGACCUGAGCAGACUGUAUACAGCCACGUCUCUGAUGCAGAUCGAUGAAAACGUCAUGAGAAAAUUCCAUGGCUACAGCUCUGUGAAGGAGUACUAUGAGAAGGAGAGCUGUGUGCACUAUAUUCACAAAAAGAAGCCCAAUGUGAUAUUUGCCCUGACCCAACAUGGAGGCCACCUGGGCUUCUUCGAGGGAGCUGUGCUGUUCCCUCAGCCUCUCACCUGGAUGGACAAGGUCAUAGUCGAGUACUCCGACGCCAUCUGCCACUGGGCAAAGAACCGCCCAGCCUGUCAGGACAGCGGCCACCUUGACAUCAGCUCCUGCCAGCAGAACACAAGGGUGCCACUCAAUGGGUAG